Ylistrum balloti is the source of this 380-nucleotide messenger RNA. RefSeq lists its product as uncharacterized. The transcript is spliced from 3 exons. Gene Ontology annotation, molecular function: cytokine activity; phenylpyruvate tautomerase activity. NCBI's taxonomy places the organism in Eukaryota, Metazoa, Mollusca, Bivalvia, Pectinida, Pectinidae. The record is from RefSeq and is a predicted model, not a curated record. The coding region runs from base 1 to 336 and encodes 111 amino acids.
AUGACCAUCACAAAACUUGCCGUUGUUGUCCGAAUGAAUGUUCCAAAGGCCUCAAUUCAGAAGGAAUUUUUAGGGCAGUUAUCGGAAUACCUGGCCAAAAAAUACAAUACGGAGGAACAGCACGUGGUUCUCGAGGUCCACGGUGACGUCAUGAUGAUGCGUGCAGGAAAAACGUCACCCAUGUUAAACAUGGAUAUUUAUCACAACAGCGACAUGAUCACCCAGGCAACCAAGCACGCUGACGCCGGCACCAUUGCCAAGUUUGUUAAUGAGAAAGUCAGCAUUGCCGUUGAUAGAAUAUUGGUGCUUUUCUUUGACACCAGAAAGUGCACGUGACCGAUGGUAUCAGUUCUGCCUCCAAAGUCGCGUGCAGAUCGCAG